UUCUGUUCUGAAGUUUCCCCUUCAGUGUUCUCAGAAAGGUCUAUAAGAAACCAUGGCACUUCCUUUCCAAAAAGAGCUGGAGAAAUACAAGAACAUUGAUGAAGAUGAAUUGCUUGGCAAACUCUCAGAAGAGGAGCUGAAGCAGUUGGAAAAUGUUCUUGAUGACCUGGAUCCCGAGAGUGCUCUGCUGCCUGCUGGGUUCCGGCAGAAAGACCAGACCAAGAAAAGCGCCACAGGGCCAUUUGACCGUGAGCAUCUGCUCAUGUACCUGGAGAAGGAGGCGCUAGAGCAGAAGGACAGGGAGGACUUUGUGCCCUUCACAGGAGAGAAGAAAGGGAGAGUCUUUAUCCCCAAGGAAAAGCCCAUAGAGAGAAAGCCGGUCGAAGAAAAAGUGACCCUCGACCCAGAACUGGAAGAAGCUUUGGCUAGUGCCUCUGACACAGAGCUCUAUGAUCUUGCAGCUGUUCUUGGAGUCCACAAUUUGCUCAACAAUCCAAAGUUUGAUGAAGAAACUCCUGGCACCAAUGGAGGCAAAGGGCCCAUUAGAAAUGUGGUCAAAGGGGAAAAAGUGAAGCCAGUGUUUGAAGAACCGCCCAACCCCACCAAUGUGGAAGCCAGUCUGCAGCAGAUGAAAGCCAACGACCCCAACCUGCAGGAAGUGAACCUCAACAACAUUAAGAACAUUCCGAUUCCAACACUGAGAGAAUUUGCAAAGGCGCUGGAGAGCAAUACUCACGUGAAGAAGUUCAGCUUGGCCGCAACCCGAAGCAACGACCCAGUGGCAAUUGCUUUUGCAGAUAUGCUGAAAGUGAACAAGACCUUGACAAGUCUCAACGUAGAGUCCAAUUUCAUCACGGGGACUGGGAUCUUGGCCCUGGUAGAGGCGCUGAAAGAAAAUGACACUGUGACGGAGAUCAAGAUCGACAACCAGAGACAGCAAUUGGGAACGGCUGUAGAGAUGGAAAUUGCUCAGAUGCUGGAGGAAAAUUCAAGAAUCCUCAAGUUUGGAUACCAGUUUACCAAGCAAGGACCCCGAACCAGGGUGGCAGCUGCCAUCACAAAGAAUAACGACCUUGUUCGUAAAAAACGAGUGGAAGGAGAUGGACGGUAAAGUCUUCAGUAAACGCUUGAAGAUUGGAGUUUUGUUUCGGCAGCCAUUCA
Molecule: messenger RNA, 1161 nt
Organism: Suncus etruscus (white-toothed pygmy shrew)
Lineage: Eukaryota; Metazoa; Chordata; Mammalia; Eulipotyphla; Soricidae
Gene: TMOD2
Product: tropomodulin 2
Exons: 9
Coding region: 53-1111 (352 amino acids)
Biological process (GO): pointed-end actin filament capping; muscle contraction; myofibril assembly
Cellular component (GO): striated muscle thin filament; myofibril
Molecular function (GO): tropomyosin binding
Source: RefSeq, a predicted model, not a curated record